AUGGCCGACCUGCAGCACCUGCACUCCGCCUGGGACGUGGACCGCCACAUCGUCCUCGAAGGGGAAAGGCUGGUGCUGGUGCGCUUCAGCCACUACGAGUCGUUGCCGCCACCACAGCAGCAGCCGGCGGCCGGCGACGACCCCAGCGGUGGAGGGCUGAUGCCGCACUUUAUUGCCACGCGGCGCAUGGACGAGGUUCUCGCCGCCCUUGCCCCCAAGGUGCGGAAGUACUGCGUCAUGUACGCCGUCUCGACGACAGAGGUGCCGGAGUUUAACAUGAUGUAUGAGCUUGGCCAUGACCGGGAGCCGUUUGCGUUGAUGCUCUUUUUCCGUAACACCCAUAUCCGCGUGGACGUGGGCACGGGUAACAAUAACAAGAUUAACUUCUUCAUCGAGGCGGAGGACCUGCUGCCCAUUAUUGACGCCGCGUACAGGGCCGGUAAGAGCGGGAAGGUCACCACCAGCUCGGAGAAGAAGUUCACCACAGCUGCGGUGCGACGGUGA
Trypanosoma rangeli is the source of this 504-nucleotide messenger RNA. Its product is annotated as spliceosomal U5 snRNP-specific protein. NCBI's taxonomy places the organism in Eukaryota, Euglenozoa, Kinetoplastea, Trypanosomatida, Trypanosomatidae. Bases 1 to 504 code for a protein of 167 amino acids. The record is from RefSeq and is a predicted model, not a curated record. The transcript has a single exon. Gene Ontology annotation, cellular component: spliceosomal complex; U5 snRNP; U4/U6 x U5 tri-snRNP complex. Gene Ontology annotation, biological process: mRNA splicing, via spliceosome.